This is a messenger RNA of Cuscuta europaea, 2082 nucleotides long. The record is from the annotation of a GenBank genome assembly. Lineage: Eukaryota; Viridiplantae; Streptophyta; Magnoliopsida; Solanales; Convolvulaceae.
UCUUUGGCCUGACUAAAUAAAAGAGACAUAAAUUGGUGAAAGAAAGCUUCAAGAACAAAAGUUAUUGGCCCCUCUCAUUUUGGGCAGCUCAAAACAAAAGUUAUUGGCCCCUCUCAGUUAUGUGGUCACUAAAGUGUAAGAAACACAAGGAAGGUGGAUGCAGUUGGAGGCUUCGAGCAUGUAAGCACAAAUCCCAUCAACUUUUUGAAAUCACUAAAUAUGUUGGUCCACACCAAUGUGUGUACAAAAGUUUGAGUCGUGAUCACCCAUUGUUAGACUCGAAUUUAUUAGCACGUGAAAUUGAAAAUCAUGUCAAAGUGGAGCCUUCUAUUACAGUUGCAGCCCUAAUAGAGAUUUCCAAAGAUAAGUUCUCUUAUGAUGUCUCAUAUAAGAAGAUGUGGCAUGCAAAACAAAAGGCAAUACAAGCCGUGUUUGGUGAUUGGGAUAAAUCGUAUAAGAUUUUGCCUAAAUUUAUUUCUGCGCUUGAAAAAAGUAAUGAUAUGAUUGUCGUGUGGCAGUUUGAAAAGCUGCAAAAUCAAAAUUUGGGAAUUUUUCAGUGUAUGUUUUGGGCUUUUCCACAAUCCGUUGAGGGCUUCAAAUAUUGUAGACCCGUAAUUAGUAUUGAUGGAACUCAUUUGUAUGGAAGGUACAAAGGAAAAAUGUUGAGAGCCAUGGGUGUUGACGGAAAUAAUCAAUUAUUUCCUCUGUCAUUCGCUAUUGUCGAGGAAGAAUCUUUUGAUAGUUGGAGGUGGUUUCUUAGUUGUCUCAGAGAGAAAGUUACUCAACGUCAAGGAAUUUGUUUAAUUUCUGAUCGUCAUAAGGGAAUUACUGCAGCAGUAAAUGAUCCUUAUUCCAUGUGGCAAGAACCUUGGGGAUAUCAUCGAUAUUGCUUGAGACAUAUAUGCAGUAAUUUCAAUGACAAGUUCCAUAAUAAACAAUUGAAAAUGCUUGUUUAUAGAGCAGGAAGUGCACACCAAGUGCGGAAAUUUGAUGACAUAAUGAAAGAAAUUGACAAAACUAAUCCAGAUGCUCGUAAAUGGUUGGACAAGAUUCAUCCACCACAAUGGUCAUUGGCUCAUGAUGGGGGUCGACGUUAUGGAAUAAUGACUACCAACUUAUCUGAGGUGUUUAAUAGUGUGCUAAAAGGUGCUCGAAAUUUGCCUAUCACCGCAUGUGUGCAACUAACUUUUUAUCGGUUAGUUAAGUUUUUUUGUGUUAGACGAGGUUUUGUGGGAGAUGCAUUGGCUAAACAAUACUUGUAUACACCACAUGUUCUUGCAAAUAUCGAAGGAUAUCGAGUGAAGGCAAACACACACGACAUUGUCCUGUUUGAUAGAGCGCAAGGAGUUUGUGAAGUAGUAACUGCCCCAUACGGGGAGGGGAUGCAAAAAGGACACAAUAAACAAGUAGUCCACCUUUAUGAAAAAACUUGUAGUUGUGGAAAGUGGCAAAUUUAUAAAUUUUCAUGCUCACAUGCAAUGACGGUAUGCGGACAAUUAGGACUUGAUAUUUGGCAGUACAUUGAAGAGUACUACACAAUUCAACAUUACACCCAAACUUGGGUGUCUCAGUUUAGUCCGAUUCCUCAUGAAGAUUAUUGGCCGAAAGAGAAUAUUCCUCCAUUGUUGCAGAUCCUACUCGCAGGCGUUCAAAAAAAGGACGACCACAAUCCACACGAAUUAGAAACGAGAUGGAUAUCAAAGAAGGUAAAACUAAAACACGGUGUGGCAUUUGUAAAGAGGCGGGUCAUGAUAAGCGGACAUGUCAAAAGAAGAGAAAGGAGAUGGACUGACAUCCAAAUAUGUUCCAGAUGGUGAGAGCAAUGAAUGGUACGAGUUUACGAGCAAUGAAUGUCAUGUAGAAGAUGCUCGUUUGAAUGUUACAGAAUUCUAUAAAUUUUUUACUUAUUUCUAAUCUCGGAUACUUGUUUUUUUUUUUUUGCACUAUGGGUGUAUUGAUUGCUACAGUGAUAUCUUCUCGGUCCUGUUCAGCUAUUUUUGUUUUCAUUCGGCAUGGUUGUUUGUUCAAAUAGUUUUAUGUGAGCUAAUGAUACAAGUAGAAUAUAUAUACAUAAAUGCGCAA